AUGUCCUUUCGUCUGCCACACAUCUCCCAACACACCACCCUCUUGCCGCAUCCUGGUUGUUCUGCAGUGGCGCAAAUGAACGAAAUUGUCACUAAUCCAAUUUACAGGGCGCUAUCGAACGAUGUUGGCCAACUAUGCGACGUCCAAAGCAUGUCACCCAGCGCACCUCACACCCUGUGUACUAACGCAAUGGAUGGUCGUGGACAGUCGUGA
This is a messenger RNA of Laccaria bicolor S238N-H82, 213 nucleotides long. RefSeq lists its product as uncharacterized. The transcript has 2 exons. Bases 1 to 213 code for a protein of 70 amino acids. The record is from RefSeq and is a predicted model, not a curated record. NCBI's taxonomy places the organism in Eukaryota, Fungi, Basidiomycota, Agaricomycetes, Agaricales, Hydnangiaceae.